Sordaria macrospora k-hell is the source of this 801-nucleotide messenger RNA. RefSeq lists its product as uncharacterized. The record is from RefSeq and is a predicted model, not a curated record. NCBI's taxonomy places the organism in Eukaryota, Fungi, Ascomycota, Sordariomycetes, Sordariales, Sordariaceae.
AUGGAAAAAUGCUGGUUCCCCCUCCGAGACACUCACUUCCCACCUCCUUCUCUCGAAAGCAUGCGCUCCGGCAGUCCUUCCUCCCCCGCCCCUUCCCUAGGCCAUCUCAUCCCCUCCCUCAACCGCCUCGACCAGAUCAUCAACGCCGAUGGCUUCGAGCCCUUCCCACCGGCCACCAUGGAAAUCUGGGGCCCGACACUGAUAGAAGACUUUUCCUGGGACCAAUCCCUCACGCAAAAAUCCACAGUAAAACUCAAAGCCAGCGCUCCCCUCGCCGGGGCCGUCAUCCCCGGCGCUGAAUUGGGCGUUGGCGUGGGAGCGGCGUUUAGCAAGAGCGUGGGCAAUUACUGGGAAUUUGAUCGGUUGGAGAGAUACAUAGUGCAGCCGACGAGGAGUUAUGUGCAGAGGUGCAUUGAGAGGGAUGAUGUGAAGCGGUGGAUUGCGAAGAAUAAGAAACUGGGUGGGAGGUGGGAGGUGUACAUGGUUACGGGCAUUAUGGUGGCGAGGGGGGGGAGGGAGGAAGAGGAAACGGGAGACGAGCGAGAAGGGGGUGUUUGCGGAGGUUACGGUGACUGCGCCUGGAUGCGCUGCACUUGGAGGGAAAUGCCGCUUACCGUUGGGGGUGGUCCGGAGGUCAAGAGGGAAAGAACGAGGCAGAUGACGUGGGGUGGCAGCCAGACACAUGACUUUGUUUGGGCCGUGAGGCUGGCCAAGAUUACCAAGAACGGGUUACAGUCGGAUUGGAAAAUGGAGACGGUGGUGAAGAAGACUUCGUUUCGUGGGCAAAAGGCGAUAUUUUGA